This is a messenger RNA of Lycium ferocissimum, 2509 nucleotides long. RefSeq names its product DNA topoisomerase 6 subunit B. NCBI's taxonomy places the organism in Eukaryota, Viridiplantae, Streptophyta, Magnoliopsida, Solanales, Solanaceae. Bases 260 to 2275 code for a protein of 671 amino acids. Gene Ontology annotation, biological process: DNA topological change. The transcript has 19 exons. The record is from RefSeq and is a predicted model, not a curated record. Gene Ontology annotation, molecular function: DNA topoisomerase type II (double strand cut, ATP-hydrolyzing) activity; ATP binding; DNA binding. Gene Ontology annotation, cellular component: small ribosomal subunit; cytosol.
AAAUUUUUCUGUUAGGGCGGCAUAUUUCGCUAUAUCAUUGGUACGGUGACUAUCGGGUCAUGCCCCAUAUUCAUUACGGGCAUCAGCAACUUGACCCGAUUAGUUACUCACUUUCUAACAAGGUCCGAAAAAAAAAGAAGACUAUCAAUGCACCUUCACUGGAGGUUCGUAUAACAGUGAUAUUAGUAUAUACUUGAAAUGAACACUAAAUAAAGCCCUAGCUGAUAUGAAGUUGAAGUAAAACACUAGUUGUUGUUCAAUGGAGAGUAGAGAAAGCAGUGAGAGUCCGGAAAUGCCGAAGAAGGGCAAAUCAAAAACCCCUCGAAAACCCAAAGAUAGCGUUCUCAAACAGAAGUCUCCAGCUGAGUUCUUUGCAGAUAACAAGAACAUUGCUGGUUUUGACAAUCCUGGGAAAUGUCUUUACACUACUGUGAGAGAACUAGUUGAGAAUGCACUUGAUUCUUCUGAAGCCAUCUCUGAACUUCCAGUUGUACAGAUAACCAUUGAAGAGAUUGGCAGAAGUAAGUUUAAUUCCAUGAUUGGUCUGGCUGACCAUGAACGAAGAGAUGAAGCCCUAUAUGAUGAUUUUGAGACAGCAAAGGCUCGUGAGAAAAGACUUGCCAAGGAAGCUCGGCAUCUAGAGAUUCAAGCAAAGAAUGCAGCUCUUGGGAAGAAAGUAAAAGACUCUGCAGCUACAAAGGCAGCUAAGGGUAGGGAGGCAUCGUAUUAUAGGGUGACAUGCAAGGAUAAUGGAAGAGGAAUGCCACAUGAUGAUAUCCCGAAUAUGUUUGGACGAGUUCUGUCUGGAACAAAGUAUGGAUUGAAACAGACACGUGGGAAAUUUGGUCUUGGUGCAAAGAUGGCAUUGAUUUGGUCCAAGAUGAGUACAGGACUUCCCAUUGAAAUUACAUCUUCCAUGAAGAGCCAAAAUUAUACCACAUUCUGUAGGCUGGAUAUUGAUAUUCACAAGAAUAUUCCUCACAUUCAUGUACAUGAAAAACGGGAAAACAAAGAACGGUGGCAUGGUGCUGAAAUCCAGAUUGUUAUUGAAGGGAACUGGACAACAUACCGAUCCAAAAUAUUGCAUUAUAUGCGACAAAUGGCUGUCAUCACACCCUAUGCCCAAUUUCUUUUCCAAUUCUUAUCAGAAUCUCCUGAGAAAAAUGUGAUAAUAAGGUUCGCCAGAAGAACAGACAUAAUGCCUCCAGUUCCUCUUGAGACCAAGUACCAUCCAUCCGCUGUGGAUAUACUUCUUAUCAAACGGCUUAUAACGGAAACAUCAAAACAGACUCUUUUGCAGUUCCUUCAGCAUGAAUUUGUAAACAUUGGGAAGUCUCAUGCAGAUCGUUUAAUUGGGGAGAUGGGUCCAGAUUUUAGCCCAAAAAUGUCAGUUAAAUCUCUAACACCACAGCAAAUAGUUCGCAUCCAUCAGUUGUUUCGUCAAGCCAAAUUUGAUGAUCCCAGUGGUGACAUUUUAAGUCCUGCUGGAGAAUACAAUCUACGUCUUGGCAUUAUAAAGGAGUUGCACCCAGAUAUGGUUGCGACCUAUUCUGGAAGUGCUCAAGUAUUCGAAGGUCAUCCAUUCAUCGUGGAAGCUGGAGUUAGUGUUGGUGGGAAGGAUGUUAAACAAGGGCUGAAUGUUUUCCGAUUUGCUAAUCGGAUUCCACUUCUUUUUGAGCAAGGUGCUGAUGUCGUUACCAGGACUGCUAUGAAGAGAAUCAACUGGAACAGUUACAAAAUCAACCAAACACAAGACAAGAUUGGUGUCUUUGUGAGCAUUGUUAGCACCAAAAUCCCCUUCAAAGGGACUGGCAAGGAGUAUAUUGGAGAUGACAUAAGUGAGAUAGCUUCUGCUGUCAAGACAGCCAUUCAGCAAUGCUGCAAUCAACUCAAAUCAAAAAUUGUAAAAAGGAUUCAUGCUCGUGAGCAGCAGGAAAGGAAGCGGAAUUUGAGCAAGUAUAUUCCUAGUGCUACCGCUGCUAUAUACGAUCUCCUAAAACAGACAAAUGCGCAUGGAUCAAAAAAGAGACGCUACACGGAUGAUAAUGCAGACCUACUAGAACAAGUUUCAGUUAAUUCAGUAACAAAAAAUACAUUCAAAGAAAAGCUUGCUCAGCAUGUUGAAAAGGUGGACUACGAAAUGGGUUUGGAAUAUGCCACGCAGACCGGAGUGAAUGAAGAACCUCGGGAAGACAUAUACAUAGAGUCACUGGAUGAAGAUAAGAACUUCAUCGACUUCAAGAGCCCCAUGUUUGUCUUCAGACUCUAUAACUAGUUAUUCGCUAGCUGGCUUGUCGUAGGAAUGUGUCAUUUCUAAUUUCAUUUUUUGUUUUGUAUUUUAUCAAUUGAAUUGUAUAAAUUCUAGAGGUGAAGAGGACAACACAGCGGAAAUGUAUUAUGAUAGGAAGAGAAAGUGCAACUUAUUGCAACCAUGUUUACUGAUCAUCAUACAAUGUAAAUUCAAGGUCAAAAGAUUUAUUUUCCUAUUUCGUGAGGAUGUUAGUGACAA